AUGGUAGUAAGGGAUGCUCAAGAAUGUUAUCUGAAUCUUUUUAUAGAAAAUCGAGAAAAGGUAAUGGAUCAUAUAAUGUUGCAGACCAUAAUAGAAGAUAAUCAUGGCGAAUUCAAUGUUAGAGAUUUAAAUGAUAAGUUAGAGGAUGCACGUGGUUCUAAGGGUAACAUGGUUAAGCACCAUAAGGAAAAUAAAAGAACUUCUGUAGGAAUGAAUCGUAAACGCAAUAAAAAUCGUGAACAAUAUUGUGAGGAAGAAGAAAUGUAUGAUGAAUAUAGCGGACAAAAUUGGCAAUAUACUGACGCGAAUCACGAUGAUAGAUAUAGAAAUGAAAGUUAUUAUGGUGAAAUGUAUGAUGAAAAUAACAGGAAGGGUCAAACAUACGCAGAUGAAAAACACAACAACCAUAAUUACACAAACGAAGAAUACUACAAUGGUGAGCCUGAUAUGUAUAAUAGCAACGAAGAGGAAAUUAUUCCUCAUAAUGAUAAUAGCAACUUGGAUUCAUUUAAUGAUGUAAUGAGGGGAUACUCUAAGGGUGGUAGAGCGCAAAAACGAGGUAAUAAAAAUAACGUAAUACCUGAAGUUAAUAGUAUGGGUAACACACAGACGAGUAACAGGGAAAUUUCUUAUGAAACUCAUCAAGAGAGUUCCCUAAAUAGAAAUUGUCCCAUAUUUCAGGAUGAUGUGGAUACCAUUCUUGAGAAAUUAGGUGAUAUGGUGCAUUAUACCGAUAUGAUUAAUAUAUUCGUUAUUGUCAAUUUGAUGGAGAGAAAUGAGUUCUUUGAUGCAUUGCAAAGUUUAAUGACGUAUUGGAAUGAUUAUGAUAAUGGUUCCAAGAUAUCAGAUGAGUAUAAACAUAAGCAGUGGUUGAAAGUCUACGGUGAUAUGACAAAUGAGCUAAUGCAAAAAGAACGAAAAUUUUAUAAUAAAUUAUACCAUAUUCUUGAUAAUACCCAUAUCCAAAAAAGAGUAUAUAUUAAUUUUAUAAAUGAAGUAAGAUAUACCUGGAUUAAAAUGAGGCAAGAAAUAAAGGGGCAAUGGAAAGGUUAUUUAGAAAACAAAGCAAAAAGAUAUAAGAGAAAAACGUAG
Messenger RNA from Plasmodium cynomolgi strain B, 1092 nucleotides. Its product is annotated as phist protein. The coding region runs from base 1 to 1092 and encodes 363 amino acids. The record is from RefSeq and is a predicted model, not a curated record. Lineage: Eukaryota; Apicomplexa; Aconoidasida; Haemosporida; Plasmodiidae. The transcript is spliced from 2 exons.